CUACCUACCUACCUACCUACCUACCUACCUACCUACCUACCUACCUACCUACCUACCUACCUAACCUAGUACAACUUGAAUUGUUGAUUGUACAGAGGAUCCUCUUUUCCCUCUUUUCCUUUUACUUCCACUCGUCACCACUUCUAAAUAACUACUAUAAUACCUUUCUAUAUUAAUCCAACGUAUUAUACCCCUUACCUAUAUAAACAAACAAACAAACCAAAACAAACCAAAACAAACCCCCUACUCAAACUCAACCACCACCAACAAUCCCCCAAAAUGUCCACCAUCGACACCCUCAAAGACCGCACGACCCCCGUCUUCGACCCCGCCGCCGUAACCGUCAUCUUCGUCCUCGGCGGCCCCGGCGCCGGCAAAGGCACCCAAUGCUCCAACCUCGUCUCGCAGUACGGGUUCUCGCACCUCUCCGCCGGCGACCUCUUGCGCGCCGAGCAGAACCGCCCCGACUCCGAGUUCGGCGACCUCAUCCGCCACCACAUCCGCAACGGGCUCAUCGUGCCCAUGGAAGUCACCAUCGCCCUGCUCGAGAACUCGAUGCGCGAGAUCCUCAACUCCUCCCCCUCCCCCCCUUCCUCCUCCUCCUCCCCUGAUAAAACAAGAAGAGGCCGCUUCCUCAUCGACGGCUUCCCCCGCAAGCUGGACCAGGCGCACAAGUUCGAGGAGGCCGUCGUGCCCGCCCGCUUCGUCCUCUUCUACGACUGCCCCGAGGCCGAGAUGGAGCGCCGCCUGCUCGAGCGCGGCAAGACCUCCGGCCGCGAGGACGACAACGCAGACUCCAUCCGCAAGCGCUUCCGCACCUUCCUCGACACCAGCCUCCCCGUCGUCGACUACUUCGACUCCCAGCGCCGCGUCGUCCGCAUCGAUGCCACCCCCGAGCCCGACGCCGUCUUCGCCGAGACCAGGAGGCAUCUUGCCGAGAGGCUGGGGCCCGAGUUCGCGUAGCUGGCUUGUUGUCCUGGGUCUUGUUUACAAUUUGCCGUGAUAUUCAUUGCCUUCUGUGCCUUCUGUGCGAAGAAGACAUUUCCGGGUUCUUAGGG
Molecule: messenger RNA, 1058 nt
Organism: Hypoxylon fragiforme
Lineage: Eukaryota; Fungi; Ascomycota; Sordariomycetes; Xylariales; Hypoxylaceae
Product: uridylate kinase
Exons: 1
Coding region: 280-963 (227 amino acids)
Biological process (GO): CDP biosynthetic process; 'de novo' pyrimidine nucleobase biosynthetic process; UDP biosynthetic process
Cellular component (GO): cytoplasm; nucleus
Molecular function (GO): ATP binding; UMP kinase activity
Source: RefSeq, a predicted model, not a curated record